UCAUUUAAAAGAAAAAAAAUUGAAAAAGGUGAUUUUAUUAUACGGAUAAUUAAGUAAUUUACAUAUGCACGUCUGUUGGCAGUUGACCGCACGAGAUUAUUAACACAGUUUUGUAAAAUAUCUCAAAUAAAGAAUCUCAGACGCAGACGUGACUGCUGAAUUUUGGGAUCAAAAUAUUUUUAUCUUUUGUAAAAUUUCAUUGCAUACGAAACCAAAUGCAGUUCAUUUCAUUGCUGAGCUUAGCAUUUCUGCUAAAAGUGUCUGCUCUAUCCGAAGGCGAUACUUGCCAAAUAAAGCAGACAACAGGUGUGUGCAAGUUGUCAUCAAAAUGUCCUGAAUUAGGAGCUUUAAUAAAAUCAAAAGUGUUAUCCUCAGCAGAUGUAAUUAGAUGUGAGUUUAGCGCAUAUGAAGAGAUAAUAUGUUGUCCUUCUGGUAUGAGGACCGUAAAUCCUAUAAACCCUACACCUGAUGAUAAGUUCAUAUUGAAUCCUACAACUGUUGCUAGUAAUAAAGACUUUUGGUCAGAUCUAUUGACAACAACCACAAGAGCUACAACAACUACAACAAGAACUACCACAACAGCUAAGCCAGAUUUUUGGUUAGAUCUUCUAAACACAACUACAACUACAACGACAACAACGACACCAGAACCUUUAAGACUUGGAGAUAAAGAAUUGGAUCCGAAUUCAGAAUUUUUCGAUUUAUCAAAGCUUUUAGCAGAUAAGAAUCGUCAAAUGCAGAACAAUGACAAUAGAAAUCUAAAUGUAAACAAUGCUCCAAAUGUAGAAAUUAUUACUCCCUUCCCUCAAAAUAAUAAUCCAAGAGGUAGAAAUCAGAGAUUGGAAUCAAUUGGAAACACGAGAAUACAACCAGGAUGGAAUAAUAAUGCGCGAAAUGCUCAUGUGAUACGACCAGGCUCACCACAGUCAGUUAACAAUCAAUUAAAUAAUUUUAAUAAUCCUAACGUUGAUUGGGUAGAUCAAAAUCGAAAUCGUAACACCUUUGGUUUAAACAGAAAUGUACCUCCACGGGGGCGUGGAAAUAAUAGGAUUAGUGCAAACCAAUUAAAUUUUAUUAAUAAUCAGAGAAAUGAACAUAUAAGGCCAAUGCAAAAUGAAAACUUUUUAAAUGGGUUUAAUAAUUUUAAUAAACAACAAAUAGAAAACAAUAAUCGUAGAGGCCCUUGGAUUCAGGAAGAAAAUAAUUAUGACCUUGACACUGCUAGCAGUAACAAUUGGGUAUCACGACCAAUACAAGGUUCAGCACAAAAUAACCAGUUCUUUUCAAAUAAUAAUCCAUCACCUAGUGACAUGAACUUUUCAAAUUUAGUUGAUGCUGUCAAUGAAAAUUUAAUUAAUUCCGGUAUAGAAAUUGUAAAAGCUGAAUUAGAUGACGUUGAUCGUGAAUUUGAACAACAGAAUAAUUUUGGAUUUCCUUCAAGCAUUAAUGCUCCAAGAUUACAAACAACCACAGUUAGAAGCGCACCUCAAUUAGAUCCAUUUGCACCUUUUCAAUUUCGACCGGAUCCAACAGAUUUUAAUAAUAAUCAAAAUGAUGACUUUUGGGAAAAUGUUAAUAAAAAUAUUUUUAAUAAUCCUACUAAUACUAAUAUUGCUUGGCCAAUGGAAAACAGUUCCAAUACAACACCGCCAACUACAAAGAAGCCAACAACUGCUUCACCUGUAACGGAUCGUGCUGGAGCAGAACGACCUGCUGUUAAAGCUUGCCGUAUGAUAGAGGCGAAUUUGACAGUUGAGUUAACUCCGCAUAUUCUUGACGGAAUCCCAGUAUUACUGGGAGAAUAUCCACAUAUGGCAGCUAUAGGGUUCAGUGUUAUUGGAAAUGAAGGCGAAUAUGAUUUUCGUUGUGGUGGAACUUUGAUUGAUCCUAGAUUUGUUUUGACAGCAGCACAUUGUGUAAACAGUCGUGAAAGUCAGCCUGUCGUUGUGCGUUUUGGUGUUGUCGAUUUUAAAAAUGAAACACAAAUGAAACAGCGCGUAGAAAUACCUAUUUUAAAAGUCCAUAUACAUGAGAAUUAUAGUUCAAGUAAAACAUAUAACGAUAUAGCAUUAUUAGAACUGGAGAGAAAUGUGAUAUACACACCCAAUAUCUUUCCAACAUGCUUAUACACUAAUGUGGAUGAUCCGCCAGAAAAUUCUGUGCUUUAUGUAACUGGUUGGGGUGUUGUUAAUGUUGGAACUCGUAAAAGGUCCGACAUAUUGCUGAAAGCUCAAUUAAAAGUAACUCCUUUAAGUAUUUGCAAUAAUAGUUAUGCUGAACAAGGUUUUGCACGGCAAAUAUCUGAGGGAAUUAUAAACUCUCAAAUGUGUGCUCAUGAUGUUGCUGAACUGAAAGAUGCAUGUCAGGGUGAUUCUGGUGGACCAUUAAAUUUAGUUGUAGACGAAACAACUAAAAAUUACCGUAUAAUUGGCAUUGUAUCAGCGGGUUUUAGUUGUGGAACUGAAACGCCAGGAUUUUAUACACGUGUCGCUGCUUUCUUAGAUUAUAUAGAAAGCAUAGUGUGGCCCUCAUCUAAAUAAAUUAUUAACGUUGUUAAGACUACAUACGUUUUAUUGUGUGAUAUUAUAACUUUUUAUUAAAGAACUGUUAUUUUUAAGUAAAAUAUUUUAAUAAAUAGA
This is a messenger RNA of Teleopsis dalmanni, 2639 nucleotides long. RefSeq names its product serine protease Hayan-like. Gene Ontology annotation, molecular function: serine-type endopeptidase activity. Lineage: Eukaryota; Metazoa; Arthropoda; Insecta; Diptera; Diopsidae. Gene Ontology annotation, biological process: proteolysis. The record is from RefSeq and is a predicted model, not a curated record. The transcript has 8 exons. The coding region runs from base 216 to 2540 and encodes 774 amino acids.